Bursaphelenchus xylophilus (pine wood nematode) is the source of this 2815-nucleotide messenger RNA. Lineage: Eukaryota; Metazoa; Nematoda; Chromadorea; Rhabditida; Aphelenchoididae. The record is from the annotation of a GenBank genome assembly.
AUGUUGACAACCAUGAAUAUCACGAAUCUCUUACUUUUCGCGGUUUUCUGUGGCCUCGCCACUUGCAAUUUGAAUUCAAACACUUGCCAAGACAUUGAAUCUUCUUUCCAAUCGGUUGUGGAGGCCAAUGAGGAGGUAAGCUUUCAUUUAUACGCAUUGAAAUGGGAUUCUUUGGAAUUGAUUUCAUGAGUUUUUAUUUUACAUUAGAUUUUUUGUCAUAAAAAUUUAUUUUUUGGUCUAAAAUUAUGUUUUCAGCCAGCUUGCCGUUGUAUGCCCAAGGCAUUUGGCGCUUCAUCCGAUGAGGAGUUUGUUUUUGUGGGUUGUACUCGGCAGAAUAUGCCUUCAAUAUACCGGGCAUUGAAUGUUCUGAAUGAAACCAACAUGACUCAACUCAAGAUCUGGAACUCCCUGCUCAAUAUCUUGCCCAGCGAUCUUUUCAGCAAAGUAAGUUUCGGGUUUUUGAUUUCCGAAGAACGUUGCAGUACCGUAAAUUUUAUGGUAUUCACAGUCCGGCAAGAGGUUUUUCGCACGGUGCGGUUUUUUGAAGGUUAUUACUGGUAAACUGGAUGAAUUAAAAGGUUGAAAAUCGUAGUGAUGAUAGCCUAUGAGUCCCUUUUUGGAUCUAGAUAUUUAUUUGGGCCAUUUUUGAUCAUAUUUUUUAACAACUUUCAUGUUUUGAUACUUACUAUAAUAUAAUAGAUUAGGCGGUUAUGAAAAAAUAAAGGCUUCCGAUGACAAAUUCUGAAUUUAAAAGUUAGUAUCAGACUAUUUCAAAAUAAUUUUCCACAUUCUUUCAAAUUUUCGAGUUUCCUUGACCCCCUUUUCACCCUUCUAUUUUGCAGGUCCGUCCCAAAGUUUUGUCCAUUGAAAACUCGGGAGUGAGCGUCUUCCGGAAAGGCGUCUUCUCGAACCUCGGACCCCGAUUACAAAGCCUCUACAUCAUGAACAACAUCCUGAAAAGCUUCGACAAACAAACCUUUAGCGAUCUGAUCAACCUGGAGAUGUUGGACCUCUCUGGCAACAAGCUGAACUCAAUCAAAAUGGACCAUUUUGGCCCACUGUCCAAACUCCAACACCUCCAUUUGUCCAACAAUCAGAUCCAGGAGAUCGAAAAUGGCGCGUUCUCGCUUCUGAAAAACUUGAAGGUCCUGAAUUUGGCUGGAAAUUCGAUUACAAACAUCACCAAGGCCAUGUUCAAAGGUCUGGAGAAUUUGGAAGUCCUCCAAUUGGAGAAGAAUUCCCUGAAAAACAUUGAACCAGAUGCAUUCAGUACGAUGAAGAAGCUGAGAAUCUUGGAUUUGGGUCACAACAAUUUGAACAAGGUAGGUUUUGAUCAAGUUGAUGUUAAAUUAAGGUGGUGUGAUAUAAAAGUUGGGCGAUAGAGACAUGAAAAUGUUCUCAGUAGGGUUGAAUUUCAAGUGUCUGCAAUUUUGACGGCUUUUUGAAUUUGCAAUUCUGCAGAGUGCGAUUUAAAAUUUUGCACUGUGCGGUUGAACCUAAUGCUGCCCUAAGGGCUUCCGAUGCUAAAUUUUUAAAUUGUGGUGUAGUACUUAUUAUCAAUUACUGAUCUAACGUCUGGUCCAAUUUCAGAUCAACCUCAACGCCCUCCCGAAACUGGAAACCCUUCUUCUGAACAACAAUAACCUGCAAGCCAUGAGUAAUGUCGCCCUCAAGAAGCUCCCUCAACUCACCACGUUGAACGUGGACAACAAUAACAUUGUCCAACUGGCUGCCAAGGACCUGGAUGAGCUCGUGGAGAGCCCACAACUCAACUCGCUCUCCUUUGUGGCCAACAACAUGACUCACAUUGAUGCGUCGGCCUUCCGUUUCUGCCCAAAAGUCACUGUCCUUUCCCUGCAGAACAACAAUUUGACGUCUUUGAGCAGCGUGCCGAAGGGUGGAAACGGCGCAGUCUCCUGGCUGAGGCCUUUGACCAAUCUGAAGAGCCUGUUUUUGACCUGGAACCAGAUCUCGGUGCUAAAACACGGUGAAUUGAACGUGAUCCCAUCGUUGGAAGACGUCAGCAUGGAUCAUAAUAAGCUCGGAACCAUCGAUAAAGACGCGCUGACAGGCCUCCAAUUGAAGAAGUUGUUCCUAAAUGGAAACGAACUCUAUUAUUUGCCUGAGGGCUUGUUCCAAGGAUGGAAUACCGAGAGCAUUUACUCUGUCGAUCUGGCUGGUACGUUAGUUGGGAGUUGUUUUUGCAUACAAUCAAGUUCGUUUUUUGGCUGCACUGUGCGGAGUUUUUUAUUUUUGCACAGUGCGAAAGAAAAGAUUGUCGCACUGUGCAAAAAUAACCAAACCUUUGCAAAACCCAAAAUUUUUUCCACCGUGCAGUGAAAAAUGUUAUCAAAUUGAUUAAAAUUACCCGUGUUUCUUUCCAGAAAACCCAUGGGAAUGCAUCUGUGGCCACGAAUGGAUCGGUGAGUGGCUCCGCACCCUUGGCGACCGUUCCACGCCCUCCGGCAACGUCGGAUGCCUGGCCUAUCAUUGCGGAAACGAUGUCGAAGAGACCCCCAAGCACUCGGCUUGGAUCACCGUGGUCGCUGGCAUUCUCGCUUUCGUGGCCUUGCUUUUCUUGGCCGCGAUUGCCUAUCUGUACAUCCAAGAGACUUGCGGAAGGUCGCCGAUCCCGCUGAAGAGGAUCCCAAGUGAUAUGGUGCGACUCAUCCCGUCGAUGGAAAGUCUCUCCUUCCCCAAUCCAGUGGCUGGAGAGUUGAUCAAGAGCAAUCUGAAUAAGCCAUCCACUCCGGCGGAAGGGACGGAAAAAGACGAGGCCAAGGAUAAGAAACGAGUCCGAUUUGAUGGAGUUUAA